AUGAGUUCCACGGGCUUUGAGGCAAGAAUAGUCAUCAUAGGAUGCGGUAUAUCGGGGAUAGCAGCGGCAAACAGACUCCUUAAAGUAGGAUUUAAGCAUGUGCGGAUACUCGAAGCUACCGGGAGAAGCGGAGGGAGGAUCAAAACUGGAAAAUUGGGCGAUAACAUAGUGGAGAUUGGGGCCAACUGGAUCCACGGGCCUUCCGAGGAGAACCCGGUGUUUUGUUUGGCACGGCAAUAUGGCCUGCUGGAUCCAGAUGCCCUCACCCCGGAGAACCAAGCGAUGGACGUUAGAGGACAUCCUCCAUGGAUCCCCAAUGUCUUCACCAGUUCAGGUCGCAAGUUGAACUUCGAGGAUGUUUACCCCGCUGUGGAGAUGUUUGGUGAGCUUAUGGAAGAGAGUGCAGAGUUUCUGGAGAAGGGCGGAGAACCCUGGCCCAGCGUAGGCCAGUUCAUACGUGCGGAGGUGUUACAAAGAUCAGCAGAGAAGUGGAAAGAAGACAAUGCAAGCUCCUUGAAGCGCUCUAUGAUCAGCACCAUGUUAAAGGUGGAGUGUUGUGUUAAUGGUACUCACAGCUUGGAUGACCUAGGCCUGGGUGUGAAUGGCCUCUAUAAAACUAUUUUGGGACUUGACUGCACCUUCCCAGGAGGUUACGAAGGUCUAGUAAGAAACCUGAUGUCGGAGAUGCCCGCUGAUCUGGUGACCUACAACCAGCCUGUUCGCUGUAUCCACUGGAACAACUCUGGCAAGAAAGACGUGAAAGUUGAGUGCGAGGACGGGAAGAUGGUGGCUGCUGAUCACGUGAUUGUCACAGUUCCUUUAGGUUACUUAAAGAAGCACUUUACCUCACUGUUUCAUCCUCCUCUUCCUCUGCACAAAAUGCUUUCCAUCCAGAGGAUGGGUUUUGGUACCAACAAUAAAAUAUUUGUGGAAUUUGAUUCACCCUGGUGGGAUAAAGACUGCCAGGUCAUCUAUAUGGUGUGGGAAGAUGAGGACGCCAUGAUGGACCAGGUGAAUGAUAUUCCAGGAUCCUGGAUAAAGAAAUUGUUCGGCUUUACUGUGUUGAAACCUACCGAAAGGUUUGGCCAUGUUUUAUGUGGCUGGAUUGCUGGGCAUGAAGCAAGUUACAUGGAGACAUUGUCUGAACAGGAGGUCCUGAAUGCUGUCACACAACUCGUGCGCAGGUUCACUGGUAAUCCCAUUAUCACUCCACGGAGAGUCCUAACCUCCAAGUGGUUUCACGACCCCUGGACAUGCGGAUCGUACAGUUAUCCUGCAAUAGGUUGCUCAUUGCAGGAUAUUGAGAACAUGAUGGAGCCUUUGCCAUCCAAGCAAUCACUCUCACAACCGCUGCAGGUGUUGUUUGCUGGAGAAGCGACUCAUCCCUGCUACUUCUCCACUGUGCAUGGAGCUCUUCUCACUGGCUGGAGGGAAGCUGACAGGCUCCUCGCUCAUUAUUCCUCUACUCAGCCAGCACAGCCACCCAAGUCAAAGCUUUGA
Molecule: messenger RNA, 1500 nt
Organism: Nerophis lumbriciformis (worm pipefish)
Lineage: Eukaryota; Metazoa; Chordata; Actinopteri; Syngnathiformes; Syngnathidae
Source: RefSeq, a predicted model, not a curated record